UUAUCAAUUCUGCUUAUUUAUAUAUAUAAUAAUGGAAGCACUUGUUGGUGCUGACUGCCAUCAAAAGGAUGAUGCAAGACAGAAAUUAACACCUGCUUUGAAAGCUAGAAUCGAAAGAAAUCGCCAAAAGGCGUUAUUGUUACGACAAUCAAGGCUUGCAGAAAAUAGUGUGAGCGGAGAUACUGCAGUAAGGAAAUCAGGUGUAGCACACAAACUUGUUGAUACAGGAGGAGGAUUUUUCAUUGAAGAGGAUGAAGAAUCACAUCGUACAACAAAGUACAAAAGAGUUGAAGAGCCAGCUCCAGCAUUAUGUGGUGAUGAAAAUAUUUGUGAAGAUUGCAACAAUAAGUUCAGGGAAUCUUAUCUUUUAAAAACUUUUAAUCAUCCAACCUGUGAUAAAUGUAAAGACCUUGAUGAAAAACAUAAAUUGAUAACAAAAACAGAAGCAAAAAGCAAAUACCAAUUGAAUGAUAUUGACUUGGAAAAGCGAGAGCCGAUAUUGAAAUUUUUUUCAAGAAAAAAUCCUCACAAUUCUAGAUGGGGUGAAAUGAAAUUAUAUCUGGAGUCGCAAGUCAAAGAGCGAGCCCUUGAAAUUUAUGAUUCUUUCCAAGAAAUUGAAGAAAAACGUGAAACAAAAAAUGUCAAAAAGGAGGCUGCAAGAAAGAAAAAGUAUCAGAAAGUUUUGAAUAACUUGCGAAAGGAAGUUCGAAGCAGUUUAUAUACAAAAGACAUGGGCAAUCAUGAACAUGACUAUGGACUUGAAACUUGCAAAGAUGAUGAAAAUGAUAUUUGGACAAAGACCUGCAAAACCUGUGGUCAUGAGUUGACUUAUGAGAAAAUGUGAAUUAUUUUUCUCACUUCGUGACCAUCAAUCAAUUCAUGCUGUACAAAACCAUGUCCAGAAGGACCUGUUUCCUAACACCACAGUAGCUUGAAACAUUUAAGAAAAUUUUGUGAAUGAAAAAGUUUAUCUUUCCUGAAGCCCUCGAUGACAAUUGUUUAUUUAUUAGUACCGCAAUAUGCAGUGAAUUAUGGGGAAUUGACUCAUAUUCAAGUGUGAUUUUUGACUCUCUCUCUUGUAUCAUCAACUUCUUGAACAUAUUGAGACAUAUAGUGCAAAUUGUAGGGUCAGGGUAUAGUAUUGAAGCGUGUUUUACCCUAUUUCUUGCAACCAGAAAAAUUCUUGUCACACUUGACCAUUAAAAAAUUUCAACAAUGUUUUUAGAAGCGAGUCAUCUUUGAAAAAACUGUUUUGUUUUAUAUUAUCCAAAGCUGCUACCAACUAAAUAUAGAUUGCUUUUCUGAUGUAAUAGGCAAUCUCAAUUGUAAUUGAUUAUCUGAUUGAUCAAAUGAAUUUUCUUCCUUGCAUAGAUUAUAGUAGUGGUGUUUGCAGGUAGCUUCACAUUGACUACUUUCAAAGGAGUGGCAAACUAGCAACAAAUGUAAUAGGUUUGUCAUUUGUGCAGGCGUGCAGCAUUCCUAAAAGUGCUAAAAGCUUUUUCUAGUUUAUAUUUUUUGAUAUUUAUAACAUUCAGAUUUCUAAUAAUUGUUUUCAUAUCUGAAUAUAACAGGUUCCCUCAUUUGUAUUUUUUUGCAGA
This is a messenger RNA of Styela clava, 1598 nucleotides long. Its product is annotated as DNA repair protein complementing XP-A cells-like. Gene Ontology annotation, molecular function: damaged DNA binding. Gene Ontology annotation, biological process: nucleotide-excision repair involved in interstrand cross-link repair; nucleotide-excision repair, DNA damage recognition; UV-damage excision repair. The record is from RefSeq and is a predicted model, not a curated record. Lineage: Eukaryota; Metazoa; Chordata; Ascidiacea; Stolidobranchia; Styelidae. Gene Ontology annotation, cellular component: nucleotide-excision repair factor 1 complex.